AUGCGCUCCACGAGAGCCAUAUUGCGACAAGCGGGCAAGUCGAAGCGCUCAAAGCCUUUUAAACCCCGGAAAACCGAACCACUUUUGAGAGAACAAUAUCCUGCCACCAAGGAUGGUCUCUUCAGACAGGCCAGCUACGUUGAUCGGUUGAAGAUGUACCUAGAAAUGCGGAUCGAAGACCCUCUACUUGCUGAAAAACGUGCCGGGCUAGAGUACGCCUGGAAACUUGCGUUUGACACAAAUUACGUGCCUCUACCCAAACGAAAACAUAAGGCGUCGAGUCUCAGCUCAGUGGUUAGUAUCAGCCAGAAGGAACGAGAUCUGGAGGAAGGAUUGAUGGCCCUAGCAAAUCAGCAGGACCCUGGCGAAAACUUUCGAAAAAUCCGAGAUGAACUCGCACUACCGUCAUACCAGGCUCAAUGGGUGGGCAUGGCUAUCACCACUUACGAGGCUGAGGAGGCUAUCAAGCCGUACCGGAGGGUUCCUGAAGGAUGGACCCGAGAGAAGAAUCUCGUUUCUCGAGAUCACACAUUUGUCAAGUCCUCACCCACCAUUGAAGACAUCAACCGCCCUCCGAGAGUUGGCGAUCUUAUUGACGUGUCUAUCAAGAAGAAUCUUUCCGAGAUUGGUAUCAUUGGCGAGGUCUUAUCAUCUGGAGGAUUCAACGUGAUUAUGAUUAGUGGAGAAUGUCGACACAUCGAAGGCGGCGUGGCAUUUAAGAUGCCGUUCACCAACCCGGCUAUUAUGGAGCAAUUUUCAAUCACUGUUGAUGAUACACAAAUGACCCAUGUCGGGAUCAGACCUGCUUUGGUGCAAGAAAUGACAGAGUUCUUGAGAAGAGCCAAUCUUGCGAAGACGAGAGUGUUGGAUAUUCUUCAGAAGACAGUCAUUUCCCAAAGAGUCAUCACUCUCAAUGACCUGGUGGAAAGAAUGUCUCCACACGUCGCUCUACACGACUCGCCUCUGACUCCAGCGAUGAUGUAUUACGCCACAUACCUCGCAGUUCGAAGCAUUCCUGCUCGGUGGGUAAUUGGUCCUGGUCAGGACUCUGCUAUUCAGUUACUCUACAUCAACGCCCUGGAUGUCGCAGCAUCGGAAACCGCCAUCAACACUAUCAGAGAAGGAGGAUUAACUCUAGACAAGAUUAUCAGCCGGUUUGAAGAUGUGCUUGCUGGUACUGUAACACUUGACUCGUUGCUCCUCACUCCUCAAGAGCGGGCAAUAUUGUUGCUCGUUAAGCGUUUCGCCCUUAGCGAGGUUUCACACAACGAUAUGGCUGCAAAAGCCAACGUGGGUGUAUUUAUGCGCAAGCUGGAGGAUUAUGGUCAGGUAAUUAUUACCCAGACAUUAUGCAUGGAGUUCCUGCGUCGACUCGGGUACAUUCCUGAUGACAUCAACCCCUGGAAGAAAGCGUUCAAGCUGCAGAUCCCUUACCAGGGCUCCUCUGAGCAACAGGACGAGAUUCAGACCAUGUACGACAGGCUCACUAGCUCUGACUUUACCGAAGAUCUUUCUGAAAAGGCUCGUGAAGACUGGGUUGGGGAGAAGAAGCGACCAUUCUCACACUUUUAUUGUAUUGACGGUCCAGAUGCUCACGAGAUCGAUGAUGGUGUUGCUCUGGAGUCCCGAUCUGACGGGUCCAAGUACGUACACGUUCUUGUGGCAGACCCCGCCUCAUAUUUCGGAGUCUCCAGUGAUGUGGCCCAUGCUGCCCAAAGCCGAGUUACCACCGCCUACUACCCUUCAGGUGUUGUAGGAAUGUUACCUCAGGUCGUGCAGGAGUUUGGAUUGUUACAGAAAGGAGCAGUUAGAUCCUUGGUGAUCUCUGCAAAGCUCAACGACAAAGCCGCUGCGAAGGAUCCAAUUGACAUGAACAGUGUGGAGAUCAGACUUACAAAGGUCGAUGGAGGAGUGGGGUUGACUUAUGAGCAUGUAGAGAGUGUCUUGAACGGCUCACAGGAGUCCGAGCACAAGUCUGAUAUCAAGGACUUGCAUGCACUUUCGUCUAGACUUCGUAAGCAUCGAAUUGAAUCUGGAGCUGUCAACCUAGAUGUGCCCAAGGUUCGGCUUAAUACAGAGACAGGACAACUUGAUCAUGUGUCGGAACGCAACCCCGAAGCAACUCUUCUUGUCUCGGAGCUCAUGAUCCUCGCUAAUUCUCUGGUUGCUUCGUUCGGUGCCAAACACAAGAUCCCCCUAAUGUACCGGUACCAGAAUAUGGAAGAGGAGAACAAGGGCACGCUUGAGUCGCGUGACCCUGUUACAGGUGUGAUUCCUUUCCGAGAGGGAGUUUCCAUGUGGUCUACCAUUGAGAUGGCAUACAUUUCAGCCGACCCCAAGCCUCAUUUUUCUCUGGCUAUCCCGAUGUAUGCACAGUCCACCAGUCCUCUUCGACGUUAUGGUGAUCUGCUCAACCAUUUCCAGCUGCAUGCACACUUGCAGGGCCAAAACCCUCCUUUCUCUCACUCUGAUGUCCAGAAGAUCAUUCCUCACGUGUUUGCUCGUCAGCGAACAGUGAAGAAGGGACAGGAAGACAUGGAGUCAUACCGAUUGAAGGAGUGGCUCCUCAAGCGACUGAAAUCUGGAGAGCUCUAUCCAAUCAACUGGACUGGACUGGUGUUGGAGCCUAGAAGGCAGGAAAUGGUGCGUGUAAUGGUGAUGGAGCUAGGUAUGAUUGCCGACUACCAUCUAACCAACCCAGAUGUCGAGUUGGGUGAUAUGCUUAAGAUUGGCAAGAUUGUAGAUAUUGAUCUGAUGGAGAGACAAGUUGAGGUGGCCGAAAAGUAG
Molecule: messenger RNA, 2787 nt
Organism: Yarrowia lipolytica CLIB122
Lineage: Eukaryota; Fungi; Ascomycota; Dipodascomycetes; Dipodascales
Biological process (GO): mRNA catabolic process
Cellular component (GO): P-body
Molecular function (GO): 3'-5'-RNA exonuclease activity; RNA binding
Source: RefSeq, a predicted model, not a curated record